AUGCUGAUAUGGCAUAGAGACAGGUUCGCGGCUCUGCCGGCAGAGAACAAGAAUGGUAACGCGUACGUUGGAGCGGCUUCGCCCGAGAAAAUCGAAAUGGGAGAGUGUUCGAACGCGUCGACGUAUUACGGGUCUUCUGACGGUACCUCGUCUCAAGACGAGGCGCAGAGGUCAGAUGGGGGACUUGAUGGAACUCGACAAGAAGACAGUUCUCCAGCGUCGUUUGUGGAGAGGACUCGGCCAGCGGACCCUGCCUCGCCGGCGUCCAUUCGGGGCCGACGCGACAACGCUGCUUCUUCAGUCUCCUCACUGGCCACGAUGCUGCCUACAGCUCCUCCCGCUUCACCUUCCGGAGGACACGCGCCACCCGCCUCGGGUGUGGGUGUCGAUCCGAGACUAGCGAACCACGGUGCGAGCAGUCGCGCGGUCGUCCUCGGGCUCCUGCACGACCUCCUGCAGGCUCUCCCGACCGCCAACAUUGACCAAGUCCUCGCGUCCCUCGAGCCCAUUCGUCGGCACUCUGGGUCCGGUGGCGGUGGACUCACGGACACGGUGCGUCUCUCGCAACUUUCCGAGGCCUCCCAUGGCAACCCGGCGUCCUCUGACGACUUCCUUCAACGGCGGGGCUCCAACGAAGAGUGUGGGGUGGAGCUGGGCACAGCGGGAGGAAACGGGCAAAGGGAGUCGGCGCGGCCUUCCUCAGUACCGCCAAAAGGACAACGCGAACGCAGCUCGGCAACCUCAGUUAAGAGCGCCGACUCUGAGGCUGGAGCUCGGAGAAGAUCGAGCGUGAGCAGUGCAAGCGACCGCGAGGGGAAAGCGGCUGUCGCGUCCUGCUGGCGGCCCGGCCGGAAAGACGGAGGAGUGGGCAACCUGCCUCCUCUCCCUUCCUCGCUUUCACGAAGUCGCCGUCCGUCUCGGGGGGAGGCGACUCCUCAGGGAAGACGCGUCGGCGCGCCAAAGUGCUACGAAACGCGACCUGUAGCUGACUGUCUGCAGUCCCGCUUAGUGUCCUUUGGCCGCCGUCAAAAGAGCGACGAAGAAGGAACCCGCUCUCCACGUGGCAGUGUGUCCCAGCGGAGUUUGUGCGAAUCGAAACGAGGUGCUGCAGGGGAGGGAGCGACAAAGAAGAAGAGUGCGGUACAGGGUCAAAAUGACGGCGCUGUGAAGAAAGACAACAGGAAAGCGAAGGGACAGCCGGAAGGUAACAGCGGGAACGGCGACGACAGACUUCCGAGUGCAGGUACCGCACCGAUGACCGCAAAGGAAAUCGUAGAAAAACACGCCGAGGACUUGAGGGAGUGGCUGGGAUGGGCAGUCUCUCUGGGGUAUGUCCCUGGCCUGUACAGCUCUGCAGCGGCCCAGAUGGGGACAGGAGACCGUUUCGCCAACUCCGCUGCGAGGCACCCCUUCCUCGUCCAUCUCGCUUCGCCCAACGCGAAUCAAGGGCCCCAGGACGCGUCCCCCGGCCCUCUUGGACUCCCUUUCCAGCAGGUCGCGGGCGUGGAAUGUGGGCCAGCUGGUGACGUUCUGUCUGCGGGACUGCCCGCCGCAGCUGGUGCUCGGGUCGGUGCUCCACGUCGGAAUCUCGGGGCGUCAGACGCAUCGGCGGACAUGGGGCGAGCUCAACCUCCGAAUGCCACGGCUUCAUCCCCGGGAAAAGGUCAAGUGAACACCGUCCACGCGGAGGCAGAUGUUUCUCAGGGUUUGCGAGCGGCUAGAUCACGAUCGAUCCUUGAAACGCUGACGGCGGAUCGGGAAGGGAACGCGAGUCCCCAUUCCCAGCUGCCCCGUCCAAAAGAGACAACAGCCCUCCGCCUCCAGGCCAGAGGCGUCGCCCGACCAGUCCCUCUCUUCCUCGCAGCAGCUGAGGCCUCAGGCACAGAGCAAGCGUCUUCCCGGUCGGACGACGACAGCUCCGGCCCACAGGUGACUACGCCUUUGCCGCCCAUUGAGGAAGAAGGCGAAGACAUCGACGUGAUAUCUCUCCCACAGAAACUGAUGCCCGUCACGCCCAAGCAUCUCCUCCAGACUCCGAGGCCAGCCUGGCUUAAGGGCACACCGACGGCAGCGCAGGCUGCGGCUGAGUGCCGCGCAGCCAGCGCAGCUCUUCGCCAAGCUGCACUGGAAGAACUUUCUCGCACAACGCCAACCGCAAGAGAUGGGCAGAACCCAGAAGCCCGAGCUGGGGACGCGGAAGAUGUUUCUCCUCGGCAACACCUGGAGGAGACCGGAAAGACAAACAAUGCAUGCUGGAGCGGGAUGGGAUUCAAGGCUUGUGGCGCCAGGUGUGCUACCGGUGAACCGGAGGACUCGGAAGGUUCCGACGAUGCAUCGACUCCACGACCUGUUCCCGCGUCUGCAGUGACGCUGGAGGAACUGUUUCCCCAGAUCAAGUCCCAAAGGCAAUCGUGCAUCGCGAACUUCUGGAAGCUCCUCUGCUCGUCCCCAGGCUCCGGAACUGUUUUCUCACGGCAACCUGGGCCGUUGCCCCAUCACAAAGCUCCCGACGUGUUUCUGUUCUUCGAUCCUGGGCAGCCUGGUAUGGCCCCGCUGUCUCGUGUUCCGCCUCACGAUUAUCUGUCUCGCGUCGACGGCGCCCGUGCACACAUCCCCCACCCGGCAGAGGAGCCCUACCCCUUCGUGGCCGCUCCUUGCCAUCCCGUGGGUUUCCCGUUAACUCCCAGUUAUGUUCCCCUCAACGGCAACGGCGUAUUGCUUCCGGCUGACUACAGGAUUGCUCCCUUCUACGCCUAUGGAGGACCGGCGGGUGCCGACAAGUUCAUUCCCCCUGCCUCCACUCUCGCUCCAGUGCACGAAGGUGCUACGGCGUAA
Messenger RNA from Neospora caninum, 2835 nucleotides. RefSeq lists its product as hypothetical. The transcript is spliced from 3 exons. Lineage: Eukaryota; Apicomplexa; Conoidasida; Eucoccidiorida; Sarcocystidae. Bases 1 to 2835 code for a protein of 944 amino acids. The record is from RefSeq and is a predicted model, not a curated record.